AUGUCAGGAAUUGGGGGGACUGGACGACAGUCAGUCACAAAGCUGGCUGCAUUUAUGGCAGAUAUUGAACUCCAUCAAGUUAGUAUUCAGAAAUCAUAUUCAGUCAGUGAAUGGAGAGACGAUCUGAAAAAGGUGCUGCGAGCUGCUGGACAAAAUGGGUCUCCAACUGUGUUUCUGUUUGCUGAGCAUCAAAUAAAGGAUGAGUCAUUUUUGGAAGACAUCAACAUGAUCCUGAGCACUGGUGAUGUUCCUACCCUGUUUAAUAAUGAAGAAAAACUGGAAGUCAUGGAAAAGAUGCGUCAACUUUUACCAACUUCUGAAACCCAGAAUGAAAAUGAUCAAUCUGACUUGUACAGAAAAUAUAAGGACCGUAUUAGAAGAAAUCUCCAUAUUGUACUGGCCUUUAGUCCUACAGGAAAAGCUUUCCGAGAUCAGCUUCGUCACUACACAUCUCUAGUGAAUUGCUGCACGAUCAACUGGUUUCAGGCAUGGCCUGAAGAUGCACUUCAGAAGGUGGCAAAUCAUUUUCUUGACGAUGUGGAAAUGUCACAGGAAAUCAGAAAUGAAGCUGUGUUCAUGUGUCAUCACUUCCAUCAGAGUGUUGUUGCACUCUCAGAAAGGUUUUUCCAAACGCUGCAGAGACAGAUAUAUGUCACGUCAACAUCUUACCUCGAAUUAAUCAAGACCUUUAAGAAUCUCUUAGAAUGUAAGAGGCUUGAGCUAUUAACCAGCAAGAACAGAUAUCUCGUCGGUCUGGAGAAGUUGGAUUUUGCUUCUUCACAAAUAGCAAUCAUGCAACAAGAGCUGACAGAGCUAAAGCCUAUGUUGAUUGAACGAAGCAGCGAGACGGAGGAGCUGGUAAACAUUAUCGCAGAUGAGACAUUGGAAGUGGAAGCAGUUAAAAGUUUAGUUGAAGCAGAUGAGGCAACAGCUAACAAGGCUGCGUUGGAAGCCAAAGCCAUUAAGGAUGAAUGCGAGCAGAAACUAAGCAUUGCAAUACCAGCACUUAAUGCUGCAAUUUUGGCACUGGACACACUGAAGGCCAGUGACAUCACCCUGUUGAAAACUAUGCAAAACCCACCCUCUGGAGUCCGACUUACUCUGUCUGCAAUUUGCAUUUUAAAGGGGAUUAAACCCGAUAAAAAGGGAGAUCCAAAUGGAAAAUAUGCAGAUGACUACUGGCCUGCUUCUAAAAAGAUUUUGGGAGACAUGAAGUUUUUGGACUCCUUAAAGGAAUUUGAUAAAGACAAUAUUCCACCAAAGGUUAUUGCCCAGAUAAGAAAAGAUUUUAUCAGCAAUCCGGAGUUCCAGCCAGCUGUCAUUAAGAAUGUCUCUUCAGCCUGUGAAGGGCUUUGUAGCUGGGUCAGGGCCAUUGAAGUCUAUGACAAGGUUGCCAAGAUUGUGGCUCCAAAGCGUCAAAGACUGGAAGCUGCAGAGGCAGAUCUGAAAAUUCACAUGCAAAAUCUGAAAAUUAAAAGAGAGGAACUCAAGGAGGUGACUGCUAAACUGAAAGCCCUGCAAGAUCAAUUGUCUCAGAAACUGGCUGAGAAGAGGGUCCUGGAAGAAAAUAUUAAUAUGACAAAGUUGAAGCUGGACCGAGCAGAAAAGCUAAUUAAUGGACUUGGUGGAGAAAAACAACGAUGGAGGAGCAUAGCUACACAACUGGGAGAUACGUACCAGAACAUUGUUGGAGAUAUGUUGCUAAGUGCUGGUAUUGUGGCCUAUUUAGGUUCAUUUACUUCAGAAUUUAGACAGGAAAUAUUAAAAAAAUGGUUCAAAUUGUGUAGAGACAAACACAUUCCUGUCUCUGAUGAAUUUGCACUCUCAAGCACCUUAGGAGAUCCUGUGAAAAUAAUGGAAUGGCAAUUUCAUGGGCUGCCAAAAGACAAUUUUUCCAUAGAAAAUGCCAUUAUUGUGACAUCAGCUCAGCGAUGGCCUCUUAUGAUUGACCCUCAAGGCCAGGCAAACAAAUGGAUUAAAAACAUGGAAAAAAUCAAUAAAGUCCAAAUCUGUAAAGCAACAGACACAGACUAUCUUCGAACUGUUGGUAACAGUAUACAGUUCGGGACACCCGUCCUGAUAGAAAAUCUCACCGAAGAGCUUGAUCCAAUCUUGGAGCCUUUGCUGCUGAGACAGACGUUUAAACAGAAUGGAGUGGAAUACAUCCGACUUGGGGAAGCUGUUAUUCAUUACAGCAGGGAUUUUAAACUCUAUAUGACCACCCGCCUCCGAAAUCCUCAUUACCUUCCUGAAGUGUCUGUCAAAGUCACUCUUAUCAAUUUCAUGAUCACACCAAUAGGUUUAGAGGAUCAGUUAUUAAAUAUACUUGCUGCAGAAGAAAAGCCUGACUUAGAAGAAAGGAAGCAUCAGCUUUAUCUUGAAGGAGCAAAAACAAGAAAACAGUUGAAAGAGAUAGAAGAUCAGAUUUUGGAAGUGCUAUCUCUGUCACAAGGAAACAUCUUGGAGGACGAGCGAGCUAUUGACAUUCUUUCCUCAAGCAAGAAAUUGUCCCAGGAGAUCCAGGAGAAACAAGAAAUAACAACUAAGACAGAGAAACAAAUUGAUGAAACCAGAGAUGGCUACAGACCGGUUGCCAACCAUUCCAGUGUCAUAUUCUUUGUCAUCUCAGACCUUGCAUACAUUGAUUCUAUGUACCAGUUUUCUUUGGCUUGGUAUAUUAAUGUGUACAUAAAUGCUAUUAGGAAAAGUCAACCUUCUCAGAAGCUUCAAGAAAGAAUAACUUACCUCAAUGACUAUUUCACAAACAGGCGUAAAAAAAGUCUAAUGAGAGAAACUGUUCCCAUGGACACUGUCUCUUCACUGCCUGUCUUUGCUGUAUCUAAAGGGAAAUGCUAUAUAAGAAUCAUAUAUGAACAAGUCUGCCGUUCACUCUUUGAGAAGCACAAGCUGCUAUUUUCUUUUUUGUUGUGCGUGGGUAUACAGAAGAAUAGAGGUCUGGCUAAUAAUGAAGAAUGGCAUUUUCUUCUCACUGGUGGAGUUGCACUAGAGAUCCCUCAAGCCAACCCAGAUCCAACGUGGCUGAAGGACAAAUCUUGGGGUGAAAUUCUUCGACUAUCUACUUUACCAAUUUUUAGCCAAUUGGACAAUCACUUCUGCUCAAAUAUAAGCGAGUGGAAGAGCAUAUAUGAGUCUUCUCACCCUAAUGAGAUGGAACUACCAGACCCAUGGGAGGAUCUUUUGACUGAUUUUCAGAAGUUACUGAUACUACGGUGUAUAAGACCUGACAAGAUUAUUCCUGCAGUCCAGCAAUUUGUCACUGAUAAGAUGGGUCCCACAUAUAUAGAUCCUCCAACCUUUGACCUGCAGCAUAGUUACAUGGGCUCCACGUCUAAUACACCAUUAAUAUUUGUUCUGUCUUCUGGUGCUGAUCCUUUAGCAUUAUUAAUGAAAUUUGCAGAAGAAAAAGACAUGGGCGGUAUUAAUCUUCAGACUAUUUCUCUGGGCCAAGGCCAAGGUCCUAUUGCUCGAAAAAUGAUUGAAAAGGCAGCAGAAGAAGGAACUUGGGUCGUGCUUCAGAACUGCCACUUGGCCACAAGUUGGCUCACAGAGCUUGAACAUAUCUGUGAAGAAGUGAUCACAGAUCCUGAAAAGACCAAGUCUAGCUUUCGCUUAUGGCUGACUAGUUACCCCUCCCAAGAUUUUCCUGUAUCAGUCCUACAAUAUGGAAUAAAGAUGACCAAUGAACCCCCAAAGGGACUAAGGGCAAACCUGCUCAAGUCAUACCUCAGUGAUCCAAUUUGCAAUCCAACUUUCUUUAAUGGCUGUAAUAAACCAAAGGUUUGGAAGAAGCUGUUAUUUGGUUUGUGCUUUUUCCAUGCACUUGUUCAAGAGAGGCGAACAUAUGGAUCACUUGGCUGGAAUGUGGCUUAUGAAUUCAACGACUCUGACCUAAAAAUUAGUGCUAAGCAGCUUCAGGUACUAUAUAGAAUGCUGGCUGCCAGGCAACAACAGAGGUUCAUCAAUGAUUAUGAACAGACCCCUCUAGAUGCUGUCAUUUAUCUUACUGGAGAAUGCAACUAUGGAGGAAGAGUCACAGAUGAGCACGACAGGCGGCUUCUGCUAAGCUUGCUAGACACAUUUCUUUGUGAAGCUGUAAUUACCGAAGACAAUUACGCAUUUUCUCCCAGUGGAAAAUACUUUGCUCCAAAGAACAGUACCCAUGACACCUAUAUGGAAUAUAUAAAAAGUCUCCCUCUCAACGCUGAUCCGGAGGUGUUUGGGCUUCAUGUAAACGGAAAUAUUACCAGGGAUCAGAAGGAGACAGCUGAACUAUUUGACUGCAUUCUAACGACUUUACCUAAACAGACAAGUGGAGGAGGAAAAUCAACAUCUGAAGUCGUCCACGAACUUAUAGAUGACAUUCUGUCAAAAAUACCAGAGGAUUUUAAUGUAGAGGAAGUCAAGAGACUUUAUCCCACUCAGUACACAGAAUCUAUGAACACAGUGCUGGUUCACGAGUUAUUGAGAUUUAACCGCUUGACCUCUACCAUUCGCAUGAGCCUGCAAGAUUUAAACAAAGCCAUUUCUGGUCUAUCUGCGAUGUCAAAUGAACUUGAUGAUUUGCUCAAUAGCAUGACUGUGGGUAAAGUUCCCACUGUGUGGUCAGCUAGAUCAUAUCCUUCCUUGAAGCCUUUAGGUGGCUACAUAGCAGAUCUUUUACAAAGACUGAGCUUUUUUAAGGAGUGGAUUGAAAGGGGAACACCAAAUGUUUUCUGGAUCUCUGGCUUUUACUUUACGCAGUCUUUCCUGACGGGUGCACUGCAAAACUAUGCCAGAAAAUACAAGAUUCCUAUAGACUUAUUAGGCUUCCAGUUUCGAAUAACAGAUCAUGAUCAUGCAAAUGAAAUUGACUCAUCACCGUCUGAUGGCACAUAUAUCAAUGGCUUCUACAUGGAAGGAGCAAGGUGGGACCGUGAAAAACAUGUGAUUAGUGAAUCUUUUCCUCAAAUUUUGUAUGAAAGCAUGCCUAUUAUAUGGCUUAUUCCAGGAGAAAAGAUGGACGAAAUGGAUUCCUUUUAUCGAUGCCCAGUUUACAAGACCAGCGCUCGACGUGGAGAGCUUUCCACAACUGGACACUCUACAAACUAUGUUCUUAGUUUCAACUUGGCAACCGAUAAACCUCCAAAUCACUGGGUGAAUAGAGGAGUGGCUUGCCUCUGUCAACUAGACUAUUAGAUUGCUGUACAACUUUAAAUAUGUCAAUUCAUCCUGAUAGUUUGUUUUUUUAUCACACAAAAUACUAGUGCCUGCUAGAGAUGAGAAAUUCCAGUAUAGCAUUAUUUACACAAUAGGUGUCUGACAAUAUAAAUCAUAAAUAGAAAAGAUCAAAUCAUUCUCCCAAAAUCAAGAUUUAACUUAUAGCAUACUGAUUUUACCAAAGUUGAGAUUUGUGAUACUUUUGAGACCUGAAAUUUUUUAUUUUGUCCUCAAAGCUCCGAGUCAUCUACAGGUUAUGGCGCCCUCCACCCUGCACAGUCAAUCAGACCUGGUUGUGCCCUGUGGUUCAUAAAAUCAUUUCAGCAACACAUGGCUGUCAGUGCUGCCUGCAUAUAAUGUUAGACAGAUGCCUACUUGAAAGCAGCCUUCCUAUCUGGAAAAAUUGCUUGCUAGUACCCAUCAACAUUCUCAGACUUCAUCUUGCUGGCCAUUCUUGUAUCCAAUGUUCAUUUCUC
Rana temporaria (common frog) is the source of this 5693-nucleotide messenger RNA. RefSeq names its product dynein heavy chain 3, axonemal-like. The record is from RefSeq and is a predicted model, not a curated record. Gene Ontology annotation, molecular function: dynein light intermediate chain binding; dynein intermediate chain binding; minus-end-directed microtubule motor activity. The transcript has 35 exons. Bases 1 to 5196 code for a protein of 1731 amino acids. Lineage: Eukaryota; Metazoa; Chordata; Amphibia; Anura; Ranidae. Gene Ontology annotation, biological process: microtubule-based movement. Gene Ontology annotation, cellular component: dynein complex.